GAGAGCAAGAGCUUAAAGGCAAAGGAAAAUGUAAGAAGACAGGUAGGACAAAAGAAACACAUGGCAUAAGACUACAAACAUGUGACAUGGGGGAGCUGAGAAAUUCCAGAAGUACUCGGAGAACUAGCAGCCUCAAAUAAGGAGGUUCCAGUUUGCGUCACUGGAAACUCCUUAAGACAAUUAGACGUUCUUCUCAUCAAAGGAAGAAAAAUACAGGCACGGAUUAUGAUAGACCAAGCCAUGUGAUCUGGAUGUUCGAAAGUGGCUGUAAGGGAAAGAAAAUGUGGAUCACCAAAGUUGACAGGACAUGCACUAAGGAAGAGAAGAGGUGCUGGACUUACUUACACUCCGGGAGGACUGGACAAGUCUGAGCUAGUGGUACGUUCAUAAAGAGCUGAAACAGAAACCACAGCUUUCUAUCUUCUAACGUUCCGUUCCAUAGCGGAUAUGUUCAUCUGAGUCUUGGAUUAAGUUAAGUUUAGAUUUAGUUUUUUAAAACAUAUUUUUGUAUUGGCUAGUUUAUUAAAACCUAUAUAUAUAUGAGACAUAAUACAGUAGAACAAUGCCUCCUGUUAAAGAAGAAGAUUUGUUGUCACCGUCGGAAUGCUGAUAGAUCUGAUUAGCACGCAUAUUUGAGCUUGUGGGUCACUGCACAUAAACAGAACAAGACAAGGACUGCCUCUUCUCCAGCUCCAAGGCUAACAGACCGCUAGGGUUUAUCCAUUUACCUGCGUGUGGAAAAGAAGGAGACGAAGAAGAAGACAGAGGGAAAAGAUAAGCAGGACUCACUAUACUAAAAAAAAAACCCCACAACCUCAGAACGAGCAAUAGGCAGAAGAUAUCUUUAACUGCAUUUGUGCAUUCUGGGACACGGAGUCAUUCUGAGAUGCUGUGAUUUUAAAACUGUAGGAGGGUGUGCAUCUGAGAAACGAGGACGCGAGAUAGAAGCGAGGAGGAGAGAAGAAGAUGCCUGAGAGCAAGCAGGCAGUCCACCGAACUGGGAGCUACCUCUCUAACUCUGCUUACAGAAAAAUAAAAAGGGUCCUGAGCUUCAGAAGGCGUGUGUUUGGGCAGAGGUUGGAGGAGACAGUGCUGUAUGAGCGUCGGUAUGGAGACCACAUGGCUCCUCUUGUGGUCGAACAGUGUGUGGACUUCAUCAGGGAGCAGGGCUUGAUGGAAGUCGGGCUCUUCAGACAACCGGGCCAGGCAACGCUUGUCAAAGAGUUGCAAGAGGCUUUUGAUGCUGGUGAAAAACCUUCCUUUGAUAACAGCACAGAUGUCCACACAGUGGCCUCGCUGCUGAAGCUGUACCUUAGGGAGUUGCCUGAACCGUUAGUACCUUUCUCUCGCUAUCAAGAGUUUCUUAUAUGUGGCAAAAAAAUCUCCUCAGACAGGGAACAGGGAUUGAUAGAAUUACGAGACCUUCUUCACGAGCUCCCUGUAGCUAAUUUUAAACUGCUGAAGUACAUCUGUCAGUUCUUGAAUGAGGUCCAGUCCUUCUCUAGCACCAAUAAGAUGAGUAUCCAAAACUUAGCAACUGUCUUUGGACCAAACAUUCUUCGACCUAAAGCUGAAGACCCUGAAAGUAUAAUUGGGGGUACGGCUGUAGUGCAGCAUUUGAUGUCAGAGCUGAUCAGAGAGCACAAUGUGCUCUUCUCAAGAGGAAACAACCACAAGACACCAGGGACAUCUGGACCAGUUUUUGCUUCUACACAUAGACAAGGCAGCCAGGUAGGCUGGCUGCACACCAAGCCUACUACUCAUCCAAGAGAGACUCAGCUAGAAAUGAACAGUGGGUGUGUGGCCCAACCCGCUCAGACUUUUAAGCCAUGCUCCCGGAAAUUCUCUCUACCUCUUAUGAAUGAACGGAGAUUUUCUUCACCGAAUUUUCACACUCCGCAUCACCUACCGGAGAUACAGCAGCAAAAAAUGGAAGUCUCUUCUCAGGCAAGCUCAGCUCUUAUUCAUGAAAACCACAGGCCAUCGAUCUCAUCACAGGAGCCUUCUCACUCUGGACUUGUGCCUUCCCUCACCACACCACCUACUGGCUCUUCCUCAACUAUUACAGAGGCAGAAGUUGUGCAUGAGGUCUGUUUGCAGUCGAAAAGCUGGCUUGGUCUGGAGCAAUGUGUCUGGGAGACGGACCGAGCUCUAGGGGACAGCGGUGGGAGCAGUGAAGCUAAGGACAGCACGUUAUCGGUGUAUGACAACAUGGUAACUGGGGUGCAGAUGGACGACUGCGUAGAAGAAGGGGAAGCUGGCACUGGGAUAGUAGACUUGGAGGGUGGUACUGCUAGAAUGGCUGACAGCACCAGUUCCUGGUCCUCCUGUGAGAUUCUGCUUGGGAAUGGGUUCUCUGGAAGUUGUGGAACGGCUAGCCCUUGCCACAGCUCUGUAUGUUUCCCUUCUUUCAGGUCAGACCUUGGGGAACGUGACUUGCACUCCAACUCCCCAACUUCUUCCACUGCCCCGACAGAUGCCCCACUGAGUACAGGUAGCAGUGAGGUUUUUCUUCCAAAUGCUCCAUCGGAUUCACAAGACCCCACUUCCUCUCAAGCGAUACAGUGCCUCCUGGUUGGCCUACGGCAACAAAUGGCCAGACAGAAAGCAGAGUACGAAGCCAAGAUCAACAGGUUGGAGCAGCGAAACGAGGCCCUCCAGGGGCAGGUAGCGGGACUGCGUGCAACUCUGGAGCAACAGCGCCGAAGCGUCAGCGUCACCGAAAUCAAGAUGCGGAACAUGGAACGAGCCCGGGCUGACGCAGACCGACGGAACGCUGCACUCCAACAAGAAAUGGAGCAGUUCUUCGACACGUUCGGAGAGCUGAACUCUGAAGCUCAGAAAACAGAGCGAAUCAUUCAAAGUUUCUGAGACUCGAUCUCUCGAUGCUUUCUUACUGGGACUUACUUUAGUGACACCUAAAAUUUCUUUUUUCUGGCAUGUACAAAUGUUAAAAUGUUGACUGGACCAAAGUGAGAGAGAAGGGGAAGGAUCCAAAGUAGUAAAAAAAUGAGACACGCAUGUCUGAAAAAUGCCAAUGAAGAAAAAAAAAAGACAAUGAAAUGAUCAAGCAUGGUGUUACAAAAUACACAAAGAAAGAGUCAAUUCUUGAGUGUACACUCAAUAACCUUGAGACUGUUUAAACCUUGAUGUAAGACUGAAGUCCUAAACUAACGAUUUAAGUGACAAAUUAAGAACAAUUGUAUUUAUAACCUUAAACAGUCACAUAGGUCUGUAUUUAAAAAUAAUAAAAAGAGGUCAUAAAAUAAAA
This is a messenger RNA of Clarias gariepinus (North African catfish), 3271 nucleotides long. Its product is annotated as rho GTPase-activating protein 24. Gene Ontology annotation, cellular component: focal adhesion. Gene Ontology annotation, molecular function: GTPase activator activity. Bases 967 to 2871 code for a protein of 634 amino acids. The transcript has 7 exons. Lineage: Eukaryota; Metazoa; Chordata; Actinopteri; Siluriformes; Clariidae. Gene Ontology annotation, biological process: negative regulation of ruffle assembly; signal transduction; negative regulation of Rac protein signal transduction. The record is from RefSeq and is a predicted model, not a curated record.